Triticum dicoccoides is the source of this 1516-nucleotide messenger RNA. RefSeq names its product protein FAM133-like. NCBI's taxonomy places the organism in Eukaryota, Viridiplantae, Streptophyta, Magnoliopsida, Poales, Poaceae. The record is from RefSeq and is a predicted model, not a curated record. Bases 494 to 1276 code for a protein of 260 amino acids. The transcript has 4 exons.
ACCCACACCAAACGGCACGGCCAAAUCCAAAGCCAAGUCGCACUCCUCCUCUCCUAUCCUCUUCCUCGCCGAGGCGGCGACCGGCCAGCGCCGCGACCGCAGCCCCGGACGCUGCCACCGCCACCCCCCGCGCGUCUCCGAUUCGGCCCUCCCGGCGCCGCAGUAGCUAGGGCUCUAGAUCGCGCCGCGCGGGCGUCGCAGGGACCCAGAUCCGGACGGGCAGGGUUGAGAGGACGGGCUUUUUUGCGCCCUUUUGGUGUUCGAUUUUCGAAACGCCGUUGCCGAAGUUGGUCGCGAUUCUACCAUGGUUUCGCCGCCGGCCGCGGCUCAGAUCUGUCGCCCCUCGUGAAUUAUUACGUGGUUCUGGCGAAUUUGGGGCUCAGGAAAGAGGAGGAGCGACUUCUCUCUGGUGGUCGGAAAUUCAGGACAAGAUGCACUUCCUUGCAUCAUUUCACGGCCCUGCAGGUUUUGAGCUUUUGUCUGUUUCGCUGGGAUGGAUGCCAAGAAGUUCCUGCAGAUGGUCGAAGACAAGAAGAAGAGACUCCUCGAGAAGAAGGAAGCCCCACUGAAAUGGCAGCAGAAACUGGAAGCGGCAAUUAAGGCCACUGAAGAGAAGGAGAAGAAGCUCAAGUCAAAAAAGCACAGGAGGCGAAGCUAUUCUUCCUCAGAAUCUGACAGUGAAUCCGAGAGCGACAGCGAUCGGAAACACAGGAAGAGGAAGGACCGCAGAAGGCACAGGAAACAUGGCCACUCUGACUCUGAUGGUGCCAGGAGGCGCAAGCACAGGUCAAAGAGGAGGAGCUCAGACUCUAGCGAUGAGAGCGACAGUGAUGAAUAUGAUAGCGAAUCUGAAGAAGAGCGCCGAAGGAAGAAGCACUCGCACAGGAGGAAGCAUCGCCGUCACUCUUCAAGGUCAGAGUCUGAUGCUUCAGAUUACAGCAGCGAUGAUGAUGAGCGAAGGUCAACCAGGAAGGACCACACUAGGAGCCGGAGGCGCCGCCACCGAUCAUCAGACGAUGAAUCUGAGGACAAGAUCAGGUCAAGGCAUAGGAAGCGCCACAGAUCAAGUGACGAGGACAAGCCAUCAGAUUCUGACAACCAUAAGCGCCACAGGAGCCGCUCUCUGUCCUUGGAUGAUGGAGCUGCCGGUGAGCCAGACAAGAUGAAUGAUGGCAAGGGGUCUCACAAAAGCAGACACCCCCGCCGCCACCACCAUCACCAUCAUGAUCACCAUGCCAACUCUGCUGAACCCAGUGACGGGAAGCAACUCGUGUAAGUUGCUAAUGCCUCAGAACCUGAUUGGCAUCUUCACUGGACUCUGUGACGGCAAUGUUUGCUUGCCCCAGUUGGCCAGUUGCUGAAUGAAGGCGAUGUAUCUUUCAUAAUGUUACUGUCUCGGCUCUGCUGCGGCUUUCUGAAGCCUGUACUUGUUGUACCGAAACAUUUGGCGAAACCAGAUGUUAUUUCCAGCGUUUCCUCUGUUGUCAUAUGUUUGCUUGCUGAUUUGGUGGUUAAA